AUGUCCAACGUCACAUUUGACAACAUCUUUAUGGGCGAGUCGUCCGAUUUGGGCAAGCUCCGCUUCAACUCGGCCGGCUUCGGGUGGAAGUCGCUCAAGAACGAGUCGAACACGCCAACCACCUUCAACGGCUCCGACGUGCGCGGCGCACAGUGGCUUCGUGUUGCACGCCAGUUCCAACUCCGUCUCAGCAUGCGUACGCCGGAUAGGUCGCGAGUCACAUUCGACGGCUUCCGACGCGAUGACUUUGAAAAGGUCAAGCGCACGCUGAACGAGUACUUUGGCGUCACGGUCGACCACAGAGAUGUCGCUUUGAAGGGCUGGAACUGGGGCAAGGCUACCGUGCAGAACCAGGACAUCGUCUUCGAGGUUCAGCACAAGCCUGCAUUCGAGCUGCCCCUCGGCCAGGUCGCCAACUCGAACAUCGCCGGCAAGAACGAGGUCGCCAUUGAGUUUGCGCCCACCGCUGCUUCAGACGGCGCCAGCAACAACGCUCGCCUGCCGGACGAGCUCGUUGAAGUGCGCUUCUACGUCCCAGGAAAGAGCAAGAAGGCCAAGGGGAGCGACGCCGGCAGUGACGGGGAGGAGACGGAGAAGGACGAGGAAGGCAAUGACAUUUCCGCAGCCGAGGCCUUCCACACCCUCAUCAAGGACAAGGCUGACCUGGGUGCGGCCACUGGUGAUUCCAUCGUCGUUUUCGAGGACGUCCUGGUUCUUACUCCUCGUGGUCGCUUCUCGAUCGAGUUCUUUCCCGAGAGCCUCCGUCUGCUCGGAAAGAGUACCGACUACCGCGUGCCCUUCACCUCCAUCAAUCGCAUAUUCCUCCUUCCCAAGCUCGACGACAUGCACGUCCAGCUCGUUCUGGGUCUUGACCCCGCGAUCCGCCAGGGUGCGACCCGCUACCCCUUCCUGGUGGCCCAGUGGCCCAAGGACGAGGAGGUUGACGCCGAGCUCAACCUCGACGACGACGAGAUUGCAAAGUAUCCCGAUCUUCAGAAGAACUACCACGCGCCCACUUUCCAAGUCAUCUCGCGUGUCCUCAAGUCGUUGACAGGCAAGAAGGUGACGCCUCCAGGCUCGUUCAGGAAUGCGCAGGGUGUCAAUGGUAUCAAGGCCAACGUCAAGGCUGUGCAGGGAGAGCUGUACUUCCUUGAGCGGGGCCUCAUCUUUAUCGCCAAGCAGCCCAUCCUCAUCGACUUUAGCAAGACGGAGAGCAUUGCGUUCUCGCGUGUCGGCGGUGGCAUCGCCUCUGCGCGUACAUUCGACAUGCGCGUCUUAGCGAGCGACGGUCCUGACCACGUGUUUUCGGCCAUCUCCAAGGAGGAGGCCGGUCCCAUCUCGCAGUUCCUGUCCAGCAAGAACGUGCGCCUCAAGAACGAGAUGGACGAGCUCGAGGCCACGGACAAAAUGGACAUGGACGACCUCUCGGAUGACGACGAUGACGUCAGCAUCAUGUCCGAGGACGAGGGCCGGAAGAAGAAGAAGAAGAAGCCGCAGCAGCAGCAGGCGCCUGUCCGCCGUCCUGUUGACGAGGAGGACGAGUCAGAAGACGAGGACUUUAUGGACGAGGAUUCGUCGGAUGGCGGCUCGGUGAGCGACAGCGACUCGGAAGCGAGUGGAAUGGAGUCGGAUGCGUCCGACCCCUUGAUGGACGAGCUGCGCAAGCGAUCCGAGGCGCGGGCGAAGAAGAAGGCGGCGGGCGAGGCCGAUGGCGCGCCGAAGAAGAAGAAGGCCAAGAGGGACGACUAG
Cutaneotrichosporon cavernicola is the source of this 1749-nucleotide messenger RNA. RefSeq lists its product as uncharacterized. Gene Ontology annotation, cellular component: nucleus; FACT complex. The transcript is spliced from 8 exons. The record is from RefSeq and is a predicted model, not a curated record. Bases 1 to 1749 code for a protein of 582 amino acids. Gene Ontology annotation, molecular function: DNA binding; histone binding; nucleosome binding. NCBI's taxonomy places the organism in Eukaryota, Fungi, Basidiomycota, Tremellomycetes, Trichosporonales, Trichosporonaceae.